Molecule: messenger RNA, 3546 nt
Organism: Mesoplodon densirostris (Blainville's beaked whale)
Lineage: Eukaryota; Metazoa; Chordata; Mammalia; Artiodactyla; Ziphiidae
Gene: MCF2L
Product: MCF.2 cell line derived transforming sequence like
Exons: 32
Coding region: 1-3546 (1181 amino acids)
Biological process (GO): intracellular signal transduction; positive regulation of Rho protein signal transduction
Cellular component (GO): cytoplasm; extrinsic component of membrane
Molecular function (GO): protein binding; guanyl-nucleotide exchange factor activity
Source: RefSeq, a predicted model, not a curated record
AUGAGGUUCUGGCUGAGAAAUGAAGAGAUGGCCCUGGAGGAAAUGGUGCAGAGAUUGAAUGCGGUUUCCAAGCGCACUGAUGAAAUCAUGCACCACGACAUCAGCCCGCUCUGUGCUGCCGACAUCCAGGACCAGCUGCAGAAGCGCUUUGCUUACCUGUCUGGUGGGCGGGGGCAGGACGGCAGCCCCGUCAUCACCUUCCCCGACUACCCGGCCUUCGGUGACGUCCCCGACAAGGAGUUCCAGAAUGUCAUGACCUAUCUCACCAGCAUCCCCAGCCUGCAGGAUGCUGGCAUCGGGUUCAUCCUGGUCAUAGACCGCAGGCAGGACAAAUGGACCUCAGUCAAGGCGUCCAUCCUGAGAAUAGCGGCGUCCUUCCCGGCAAACCUCCAGCUUGUCCUCGUUCUGCGCCCAACGGGAUUUUUCCAAAGGACGCUCUCUGACCUCGCCUUCAGGUUCAACAGAGAUGACUUUAAGAUGAAGGUACCGGUCAUAAUGCUGAGCUCCGUCCCAGAAUUACACAGUUACAUUGACAAGUCCCAGCUGACCGAGGACCUGGGCGGGACACUGGAUUACUGCCACUCCAGGUGGCUCUGCCACCGCACAGCGAUAGAGAGCUUCGCCCUCCUGGUUAAGCAGACAGCUCAGAUGCUGCAGGCCUUCGGGACCGAGCUUGCCGAGACGGAGCUGCCCAACGACGUACAGUCCACGAGCUCCGUGCUCCGUGCCCACACGGAGAAGAAGGACAGGGUCAAGGAGGACAUGAGGCUGGCGCUGGACGAGGGGCGGAACGUCCUGGAGAGCAUCCGGGAGCCGCUGGCCCAGGGCCCGGAGCAGAACCCGAACCAGGACCAGCUGGACAGUCAGAGCACCGUGCAGAGGCUCCUGGCCCAGCUGAAUGAAACCGAGGCCGCCUUUGAUGAGUUUUGGGCAAAACAUCAGCAAAAACUGGAGCAGUGCCUGCAGCUCCGGCAUUUCGAGCAGGACUUCCGAGAGGUCAAAGCCGCCUUGGACGUGUUGGCCCAGAAGAUCACGACCUUCACCGACGUGGGGAACAGCCUGGCGCACGUGGAGCACCUCCUGAAGGACCUGGCCAGUUUUGAGGAGAAGUCCAGUGCGGUGCGGCAUCGGGCCCGCGCCCUGGCCCUGGCAGGCGAGCGGCUCAUGGAGCUGACACACUACGCUGUGGACUCCAUCCGCCCCAAGUGCCACGAGCUUCGCCAGCUGUGUGACCAGUGUGCAGCCGCCGUCGGCCGGAGGAGAGGGCUGCUGGGCAGGGCGCUGGACCUGCACAGCCUCCUCGAGGCGUCCAUGAAGUGGUGCGACGAGGGCAUCUACCUGCUGGCCUCGCAGCCGGUGGACAAGUGCCAGUCCCAGGACGGCGCCGAGGCGGCCCUCCAGGAAAUCGAGAAGUUUUUGGAGACGGGUGCGGAAAAUAAGAUCCAGGAGCUCAGUAAAAUCUACCAGGACUACGAGCCCAUCCUCACCCGAGACCUGCUGGAGCACGUGCAGAAGGUCUUCCGGAAGCAGGAGAGCGUGGAGGAGAUGUUUCACCGGAGAGAGGCGAGCCUCAAGAAGCUGGCAGCCAAGCAGAUGCGGCCCGUGCAGCCGGUGGCCCCCCGGCCAGAGGCGCCCACGAAGUCGCCCUGCCCCUCCCCGGGCAUCCGGAGAGGUUCCGAGAACCACAGUUCUGAGGGCAGCGUGCUCCGGAGGGGGCCCUACAGGAGGGCCAGGAGUGAAGCGAGUGAGGGCCGGCAGGGCCGCGGCCGCUCCACCGGGGACGAGGAGAGCCUGGCCGUCCUGCGGAGGCACGUGAUGAACGAGCUUCUGGACACAGAGCGGGUCUACGUGGAGGAGCUGCUGUGCAUUCUGGAGGGCUAUGCUGCUGAGAUGGACAACCCUUUAAUGACACAUCUCAUCUCAACGGGACUUCAAAACAAGAAGGAUGUUCUGUUUGGAAACAUGGAAGAAAUUUACCACUUUCAUAACAGAAUAUUCCUGAGGGAGCUGGAGAACUACAUAGACUGCCCAGAGCUGGUUGGAAGGUGUUUUCUAGAAAGGAUGGAGCAGUUCCAGGUCUACGAGAAGUACUGCCAGAACAAGCCGCGCUCCGAGAGCCUGUGGAGACAGUGCUCCGACUGCCCGUUCUUCCAGGAAUGCCAGAAGAAGCUGGACCACAAGCUGAGCCUCGACUCCUACCUGCUGAAGCCAGUCCAGAGGAUCACCAAGUACCAGCUGCUGCUCAAGGAAAUGCUGAAAUACAGCAGGAGCUGUGAGGGGGCGGAGGACCUGCAGGAGGCCCUGAGCUCCAUCCUGGGCAUCCUCAAGGCGGUGAACGACUCCAUGCACCUGAUUGCCAUCACGGGCUAUGAGGGGAACCUGAGCGAUUUGGGGAAGCUGCUGAUGCAGGGCUCCUUCAGCGUCUGGACGGACCACAAGAAGGGCCAUGCCAAGGUGAAGGACCUGGCCAGGUUCAAGCCCAUGCAGCGCCACCUGUUCCUGCACGAGAAGGCCGUGCUCUUCUGUAAGAAGCGGGAGGAGAACGGCGAGGGCUACGAGAAGGCCCCGUCCUACAGCUUCAAGCAGUCGCUGAACAUGACAGCCGUUGGUAUAACGGAGAACGUGAAAGGGGAUGCGAGGAAAUUCGAGAUCUGGUACAACGCCAGAGAGGAGGUGUACAUCGUGCAGGCACCGACUCCUGAAAUCAAGGCCGCCUGGGUGAGCGAGAUCCGGAAGGUGCUGACGGGCCAGCUGCAGGCGUGCAGAGAGGCCAGCCAGCACCGAGCCCUGGAGCAGUCCCACAGCCUGCCCCUGCCCGCGCCCACCGGCACCAGUCCCUCUAAAGGGAACACAAAAAACGUCAGAAAGUUGGAAGAAAGAAAAACGGACCCGCUGAACCUGGAGGGAUACGUGGGCCCCGCGCCACUGCCGAGGCCCCCCGAGAAGGGCAGAGAUGACGCGGUCACUAGCUCUACCUCAGAAAGCUCUGCGCUUUCCAGAAAGCGCUUCACCCUGCAGAGCUUUGCUGCCCUCAAGGGUCAGAAAGCCUCUCCUACCAGUCCCGACAAAAAAGCUAAGCGACACCAAGUAAAGAGCGACCCAACGCCUUUUGGUUUACGAGGUUGGACCAAAACGUCUCACCCGUCAGAGGCUCCUGAGGACAACGAUGGCUGGUCCAGUGCCGAGGAGCCGGUCAACUCCUCGGACGCAGAGGAGGAAGGCAGAGUGGGCCUCAGGAAGCUGGUCCCCGGGAGGUACACCGUCACGGGGCUGGACGAGAAGGGGGGCCCCGACGCGCUGGUCCUGAGGAGCGGGGACGAGGUGGAGCUGGUGCAGGAGGGCGACGAGGGCCUCUGGUUCGUGCGGAACCUGAGCUCCGGCGGCGAGGGCUGGCUGCCAGCCCGCAACCUGUCCUCGCUCCUCGGCCAACGCGGCGCCCCCGGGUGCCUGAGCAGCCCAGAGUCCAGCGCGGGGUCCGCCCUGCUGAGCGCCUCGUCCAGCUGCAGCGAGAGCUGCGCGGCCGCCCUCGCGGACCUGCAGGGGUAG